AUCUCACUCAUCACCAAAGGCCAAAGCCUCUUCAUUAUUAUUUCCCAAAGAAGGGAACUCCAUUAUUAAUUGGAGUAGUUGCAUGUCUAGUAUUCUUGUCUUCUUUAUAAAUAAUAAAUAAAAAAGCACCAUCUUCAAAGCACUUUUUUUUCCAUUAGUUUUUUCAAAAUUAAGAAAUACCACCAAUGGCCAUUUGGAUUUCAAGAAUUUUUUUUAACCAUUUUGUUCAAAGGGGUUGUCCCUUAUCUCUUCUUCACCCUAGAGGUUCAAGGCCAUUUUCCUAUUUUGAGUCCAAGCAACAAGAGCCACAAUGCUAUCAUGAGGAGGAGGAUUGUCAUGUUGAUAUUAAACAUGAUGAGAACCAAGCAAUGGAUUUCCCAGGAGGAAAAAUUCCAUUUGUUUCUCAACUGAAAUUCAUUCCAGAGUCAUCAGAAAUAAGGUUAGCUUGUUAUAGAGUCCUUGACAGUAAUGGCUCUCCAAUUCCAGGCAGUGUAUUUGAACAGGUGAGGAGAGAUUUGGCAGUGAAGAUGUAUAGUACAAUGGUGACCCUUCAAAUAAUGGACAACAUUUUUGAUGAAGCAAAAAAACGAGGGAGGUUGUCCUUUUAUCUGACCAGUGUUGGAGAAGAAGUCAUUAACAUAGCUUCUGCUGCUGCUCUCACCACAGAUGAUAUUGUCUUGCCUCAGUACAGGGAGCCCGGUGUUCUGUUAUGGCGUGGCUUCACCCUGCAAGAAUUUACCAGUCAAUUGCUUGGAAAUAAGGGUGACAAUGGAAAAGGCAGGCAAAUGCCAAUACAUUAUGGUUCUAACAAGCUCAAUUAUUUCACCGUCUCUUCACCUAUCGCCACACAACUUCCACAGGCCGUAGGCGUGGCUUAUGCGCUGAAAAUGGAUAAAAAGGAGGCUUGUGUUGUCACUUAUUUUGGAGAUGGUACCACUAGUGAGGGAGAUUUCCACGCUGCUUUGAAUUUUGCGGCAGUUCUUGAAGCUCCUAUUAUAUUUCUAUGCCGCAACAAUGGAUGGGCCGUUAGCACCCCUGUUGCAGAGCAAUUCCGAAGUGAUGGGGUCGCGAUUAAAGGGCAAGCUUAUGGAGUUAGAAGUAUUCGAGUGGAUGGCAAUGAUGCCCUUGCAGUUUAUAGUGCUACUCGUGCAGCUCGUGAAAUGGCAAUAAAGGAACAAAGGCCAAUAAUAGUAGAGGCCAUGGCUUAUCGAGUAAGCGACCAUUCAUCGUCUGAUGAUUCAACCAAGUACCGAUCCAGGGAGGAGAUCGAGUACUGGAGAAGACGAUGCUCAGUAGCCAGAUUCAGAAAAUGGAGACAGAAAAAUGGUUGGUGGAGUGAUGAAGAGGAACUAGAAUUCCGGGGAAAUACCAAAGAGCAGGUGUUGCAAGCACUUGAAAGAGCUGAGGAAACAGAGAAACCUCCCUUGACAGAUUUGUUUACUGAUGUUUAUGAUCAAAUCCCAUUACAUCUUCAAGAACAAGAGAGGUAUAUUAGAGACGCGAUAAACAAACGACCAAAUGAUUAUCCUACUAAUAUCCCUCUAUAGGCUACAUUUUCAAAAAAAUUCGAUUUGAAAUUGGUAGCGUUGUAUUCCAGUAAUGUCCACUAUGUAAUAUGAAUAUACGAUGCAGUUGUGGGUGUGCAUGCUUGUAUCUUUAGUCUGAAUUUGCACGAAUUAUCCAAGUUGAAUUAAGUUUGAAUCUGUUUA
This is a messenger RNA of Solanum tuberosum (potato), 1709 nucleotides long. Its product is annotated as 2-oxoisovalerate dehydrogenase subunit alpha 1, mitochondrial-like. NCBI's taxonomy places the organism in Eukaryota, Viridiplantae, Streptophyta, Magnoliopsida, Solanales, Solanaceae. Gene Ontology annotation, biological process: branched-chain amino acid catabolic process. The coding region runs from base 186 to 1547 and encodes 453 amino acids. Gene Ontology annotation, cellular component: oxoglutarate dehydrogenase complex. The record is from RefSeq and is a predicted model, not a curated record. Gene Ontology annotation, molecular function: oxidoreductase activity, acting on the aldehyde or oxo group of donors, disulfide as acceptor. The transcript has 9 exons.